This is a messenger RNA of Paramuricea clavata, 4332 nucleotides long. The record is from the annotation of a GenBank genome assembly. Lineage: Eukaryota; Metazoa; Cnidaria; Anthozoa; Malacalcyonacea; Plexauridae.
AUGGCAUAUCCAGGAAUAUUUCUGGGACAAAAAAGACCUGAUGAAAAAAAUAGACUAAGAAGUGUUUACUACAGUGAAAUAUGUAAGUCUGAAUUGAGAAGAUCAGACCGUCGAGCUGCCAAUUGCGUGGAAAAUAUAUUUUUCAAAGCUAAAAAAUUACAAAUGAAACUUUUGAUUGGACAAUCACAAAUUGCUCUGAGAAAAAACAAAAUGGGAAAUCGAACACUUACUGCUGGAGAAUUAAAAACGCAAGAAGGUUUGCAAAGCUUGAUAAACCAUGAUGAUGGUUUCAGAUUCUUGAAAACUUUAAGAGGUUCGCCUCCUUACUUUGAAAAAGCCAAAAAAGACUUGUUUGCCAUGAUUCGCCAGUUAGGACCUGCAUCAUUAUUUUGCAGUUUUUCUUCAGCGGAAACAAAAUGGAAUCAUUUAUUAAGAAUUCUCGGUAAACUAAUUGAUCAGCGGAAUUAUAGUGAUGACGAAUUAAACAAUCUUACAUGGGAGGAGAAAUGUCGACUGAUUCAAAGUGACCCAGUAACAUGUGCGAGACACUUUGAUUUUCAGUUCAAUACUUUCUUAAAAGAUGUGUUAAUGAGUGAACUUGUCCCGAUAGGGAAAAUUAAAGAUUGGUUUUACCGAGUUGAGUACCAGCAGCGUGGUUCACCUCACAUACAUAUGUUGAUAUGGCUUGAAAACGCACCUGUGUUUGGUGUUGAUAAAGAUGAAGAUGUUGUUGCGUACAUUGAUAGCAUUAUUACGUGUAGGAAACCAAAUAGCGACCCAGAAUUACUUGAUCUUGUUAACCGACAGACACACAGGCAUUCCCAUACUUGCAGGAAAAGGUCUAAAAAUAUUUGUACAUUUAACUACCCACAACCACCAAUGGGGUCCACUCAGAUUCUGUACCCACUUGAUGACAAUACACCUCCGACUGUUGUCAAAAGCAGUAAAGAAUUGUGGAAAAAUAUUAGGGGCAAGCUAAAUGAUCUUAAAGAAGGUAAAAACAUUACAUUUUCUGAACUUUUAGAAGAGUUAGACGUUUCGGAACGUCAAUAUUACCUUGCAAUUCGAUCAUCUUUAAACUGUCCAACAUUAUUUUUAAAAAGAAGUCCAAACGAAUUAAGGAUAAAUAAUUACAAUCGUACAUGCCUUCAGGCAUGGAGAGCUAAUAUGGAUAUUCAAUAUGUCUUAGAUGUGUAUGCAUGUGCCAUGUAUAUUGUUUCAUAUAUUUCCAAAGCUCAAAAGGGAAUGAGUGAAUUACUACGCAAAGCUGUUGAAGCAAAACAGGGAAACACAAACAUAAAACAGCAAGUUCGUGAUAUUGGAAACAAGUUUUUGAAUUCUGUAGAAAUUUGUGCACAAGAAGCAGUCUAUGUAGUUCUGCAACUUCCUAUGCGAAAGGCAUCACGUAGUGUCAUUUUUAUUAAUACAUCUCCUCCUGCUGAACGAGUCGAGUUGCUAAAACCUUUGAGUGAAAUAGAAAAAAUGUCAGACGAAUGCGAAGAAAUACAAUCUGGUGGGCUUUUAAAAAGAUAUGUAGAACGACCUGAAUGUAUGCAAAAUACAACAUUAGCUGAUUGGGCGGCAUGGUAUGACUCCUGUAUUAUAUAUAGUUGCAGAAAAACAAACAAAAAGACCGACAUCGAUAAUCUCCCAAUGGAGAACAAUGAAGAAAAUAACGAUGACCAGUUAUUGGAAAAUAAUCCAGGUGUAAAUGCUACAAUAAGUAAAGCAGUAAAGAAAAGAAUUCAAGCGAGAAUAAUCCGAAGUGUCUGGUUCAAUAAAGAGGCUCAACCGAACAAACAUUAUCGUGAGUUGAUUAUGCUCUUUACUUCCUGGCGCAAUGAACAAAGUGAUUUGUUAAGAAAUUAUUCUUCCUUCGAGGAGCACUACUUGGCACGAAUUGAUGAGAUAAGGGAGCAAAUGCGACAGUAUGCUGUUUGUACUGAAGACUUAAAUGAAAUUGGACAUCACCUGCAGGAGUGUGAUGAUAAUGAUAUGUAUGAUACCAUAGCUCCUGUCACACAAGACGUUGAACGGCAAGAUGAAGAUGAAGGAUGUACUGAUACACAUCCAGAUUUAAAUGAAACAUUUGAUCAUCUUUCUGAAAAUUUGGGUAUACCAUCUACUCUGCGAAAUAAUGAUCCUCUCAUUUUGAAUGAAAUACAUGAUGACGAAUACAGAGCUUUAGUUCAGAUGCUGAACAAAAAGCAAAGAGAAUUCUUUUAUCAUGCCCUACAUAUCAUUAAGACAUCAGAUAAACCAUUUUAUGCUUUUCUCAGUGGAAGUGGAGGUGUUGGGAAGUCUCACCUUAUUAAAUCAAUUUACCAGGCAGCAAUGAAGUACUACAACACACGAGCAGGAGAAGAUUUUCGUCGUGUUCAAAUAUUACUGCUUGCUCCAACCGGAAAGGCUGCAUACCUUAUAAAAGGUAACACAAUUCACAGUGCUUUUGGCAUUCCAGCGAGUCAGUCACUGAAAAAUUAUAAACAAUUAGAUUCUGGCAGAUUAAACACGAUGAGAUGUGAAUUGGGUGCAUUAAAAUUAAUAUUGCUUGAUGAAGUAUCCAUGGUUGGAAACAGUAUGUUCACCAUUCAACUCAAUAAUCGUUUGAAAGAUUUAAAAGGUACCAAGGAAGACUUUGGUGGUGUAAGUAUAAUCACCAUAGGUGAUUUAUUUCAACUCAAGCCUGUAAUGGAUGGUUACGUGUUUACAGAUGUUCAAUGUUUGAAUUCGUACAAUAUUCUCGCUCCUAAUUUAUGGAGGAAAUACUUCCGAAUGUUUGAGCUCGAUGAGAUCAUGCGUCAAAAAGAAAGUAAGGAAUUUGCUGAGAUUCUUAAUCGACUUCGUGAAGGUAACCAUACACCUAGUGAUCUGAAAAAACUUCAACAGAGAUGCGUCGAAGAAAGUGAGUGUCCCACAGAAGCACCACGCUUGUUUAUUCAAAAUGCCUUGGUUGAUGACUAUAACGAUAAAGUUUACCAAUCAUUCGAUAAUGGCAAAUACACAAUCAAGGCACAAGACAGCGUCAUUGGAGCAUGUUCAGCCGAACUCAAGGAAAAGAUAAUGAGACAAAUACCGUUCGUACCUUUGAAAAAUUCCAAGCAGUUAGCUCUUAAACUGAAUAUAGCUGUCGGACAGCGAUCAGAAAUUGCGAUAAAUGUAUGCACUGAUGAUGGUCUGACAAAUGGCGCCAGUAAUAUUAUUAGACUAAUUCGAUUGACUAAUGAUAGCAAACCUUCUGGUUUUGUUUGGGUUGAGUUUGACUACGAAGAUGUUGGGAAGAAAACCCGACAAGAAAACAGAAAUCUUUUUGUAAGAGGUAUACCAAAUACUUGGACACCUAUCAAACCAGUUACAACGCAGUUUUCUGUUGGCAAAACAAAGUCAGCUCAAGUGGUAAGAAAACAAUUCCCUUUAAGACCUGCAUCGGCUAAAACUGUUCAUAGAUCACAAGGUGACACUCAGUCGCAAAUCGUUGUUAAUUUAAAUACAACGAGAGCAAUCCCUCAUAUACAUUACGUAGCUCUAAGCCGGGUAACAACAAUUGAAGGAUUGUAUAUAACUGAUCUCUGUGAAAGUAAGAUUUCGGUUGAUACAAAAGUCGUGCAAGAAAUGCAGUUGCUAAGAAAUGAGUAUAAGUUGGAUCUUUGUUUCACUCCUUUGUACAUGCUUAAUCGUUCGGACUUGAAGAUAUGUUACCUUAAUGCCAGAUCGUUGCAUAAACAUAUCCAAGAUGUACGAAAAGAUAUUAAUUAUUCAUCAGCUGACAUCCUAAUAUUCGCAGAAACAAGAUUUUGUUCGCAAGAUCCUGAUGAGAUGUACGAAAUUGAAGGUUACAGACUAUUUAGAAAUGACGAUACCUCAGAUUCCAAUCGUCCAUAUCAUGGCACUGCAAUUUACUCUAAACUUCCAAUGUUGAAUGGGUACCCUCGUGCACGAAAUGGUAACGGUAUCGAGUUCACUAUUAUAAAAACAGUUCAAUGUCCAGACUUGAUUAUAAUUGGAAUAUACAGGUCACCAAGAGUUGCUGUAUCAAGUCUUUUGACCACUCUUCGUGCCUGCAUUCUAGAAGAAAACCCCUCUUCUCAAGUCAUAAUCAUUGGAGAUUUCAACAUUAAUUGGUUAAAUGAAUUAGAGCGACGAUCACUGUACAGCCUUAUGAUCAAUGAACUUUCCCUCGAACAACUGAUAUCAACCUACACAACCGAUAAUAGGACAUUGAUUGAUCAUCUAUAUACAAAUUUAAAUAAAGGAGAAGUUCAUGCAGGUAUUCUUGAAACAUACUUCAGUGAUCACAAAGCAAUUUGGGCUUCUGUAAAGGUAAAGAAGUAA